UCUUCUUAGAAACAUUCUUAUUUUCACUUCGACUACAAGUGUGUGUCAAAACAAACAUAUUGCGAGAGGUAGUUUAGAGAAAGAUGGAAAUGAGAGGAGAGGAAAACAUAGAAAUAGGAGAAGACAUAACCCCACCACUCCUUCCCCUCUCCUUCUCCCUCCACGAUUCUUUCCGCUCUUCCCAUUGUUCCUCUUGCUUCUCCCCUCUCUCUUCCCCCUCUCAUCCCUCUCACGCCCCUCUUUACUGCUCCGCCGCCUGCUCCUCCUCCCACUCCGCCAUCGCUUCUUCCUCCUCCGAAUCGCUCCUCCCUCCCUCCUCUCCCCUCUCCUCCGAACUCCGCACCGCUCUCCGCCUCCUUCUUUCCCUCCCCUCCCUCUGCCCCCACCUCCGCCGCUUCAACAACGGCCUUCUCACUAACCACCAUAAGCUUUCCUCAUCUCCCGAAUUCGCCACCCAAAUCCGCCAGGGAGCAAUUGCUAUGGCCGCCGCGAGGAAAUCACGAAACGGAGACUGUGUUCUAGACCAAAGCGACAGCGUUUUACUGGAAGAGGCCGUCUUAUGCUUAGUCUUAACCAACGCCGUGGAAGUUCAGGACGAGGCCGGCCGUUCUCUAGGAAUCGCCGUAUACGAUCCUAACUUCUCAUGGAUCAAUCACAGCUGUUCGCCUAACGCAGGUUAUCGGUUCUCUGUUUCCCCUCCCAAUGAUACCUCGUUUGGGGAGGAUUCAAGUUCCACGCUGCGGAUUGUUCCUAGCAUUUCAGAGGACGAAUCUGGUGUUUGUAGCUGUUCUGAUUACAUGGAAGGAGCUAAGGGAUACGGAUAUGGUCCGAAAAUAAUAGUGAGGAGCAUUAAGAGAAUCAAGAAAGGGGAGGAAGUUUGUGUUUCAUACACUGAUUUGCUUCAACCGAAGGCAAUGAGGCAAUCAGAUUUAUGGUUUAAAUAUCAGUUUACCUGUUCUUGUAGGCGAUGCGCCAUGUAUCCCUCUUAUGUCGAUCAUGCUUUAGAGGAAUUGAUUUCCAAUCCGAGCUCUUCAAGUUUGCACUUUGAUUUCGAUCUUUAUAGGGAUGAAGCAAAUAAAAAGUUGUCUGAUUAUGUCGAUAAAACUAUUAACGAGUUUCUAUCAGUUGGUGAUCCUGAGUCCUGCUGUAUGAAGCUUGAGAGUGUGCUGAGCCUAGGUCUUCAGAUUGAGCAAAUAGAACACGGGGAUGGGAAAUCACAUCUCAACGUCAAGUUUCAUCCCUUUCACCAUGUUGCUCUCAGUGCUUAUACGACGCUCUCUUCUGUAUAUAGAAUACGUUCUUCUGACGUCUUAGCCCUACAUUCAAGAACAGAUGAAUCUCUAUUCAAAGCUUUUGACAUGAGUAGGAUCAGUGCAGCUUACUCUCUGUUGUUGGCAGGUGCGAGUCACCAUUUGUUUUGUUUGGAAUCUUCUUUGCUUGCGUCUGCUGCAAAUUUCUGGAAGCAAGCAGGGGAUUCUUUAUUAUCCCUCGCUAGAAACCGUGUCUGGAACUCAUUGGGGUUUCUGGUCUCAGAUCUCUCGACAGUUGUGAAGUAUAAAUGCUCCAAGUGCUCAUUGCUGGACAUCUCGGCUGCCGAAUUCUUUAGCCAAGCGGAAAGAGCGAAUGUUGAAAACAUAUCUAGCGAUUUUCUUGCUUGUGUUAGCAACAUGGCACCUAUGAUUUGGAGAUUUCUCAUUAAUGGUUGCCAUUACCUUGAAACAAUUGAAGAUCCAUUCGAUUUUCAAUGGCUUGCACUCCUGAACCGUGAUGAAGAGCAUGAUGGUUUCGUAAAUGAGAGCAGUAGUUUUGAACAUCGUGCGGAAUUGUAUACUAAUGAAAGGAGGAUACAUAUUUACAAGGUUGGUAUCCAUUGCUUAAUGUACGGUGUAAUUUUAGCACAAAUUUGUUAUGGGCAGAAUUCUCAUUUUACCCCUAUUCUGAAUCUUGGAGAAUACUUUGUAAAUUGAUUCAUGAAACUAAUUAAAAUUAUGAAACAUAAACAUGUCAUUGGAGUGAACUCAAUAUUUCAUGAAA
Messenger RNA from Hibiscus syriacus, 2034 nucleotides. RefSeq names its product protein SET DOMAIN GROUP 41. NCBI's taxonomy places the organism in Eukaryota, Viridiplantae, Streptophyta, Magnoliopsida, Malvales, Malvaceae. The record is from RefSeq and is a predicted model, not a curated record. The transcript is spliced from 5 exons. Gene Ontology annotation, molecular function: protein binding. The coding region runs from base 84 to 1967 and encodes 627 amino acids.